Messenger RNA from Nematostella vectensis (starlet sea anemone), 4823 nucleotides. RefSeq lists its product as uncharacterized. Lineage: Eukaryota; Metazoa; Cnidaria; Anthozoa; Actiniaria; Edwardsiidae. The record is from RefSeq and is a predicted model, not a curated record. Bases 1986 to 4361 code for a protein of 791 amino acids. The transcript is spliced from 7 exons.
CCGUAAAAAGUCGAUCCGUAGAAAGUUGAAACAACAAAACUUGAACACGAUCCAGUAAAAUAUAAACACGAUCCGGCGAAAAAUUUUGCACAAUCACAUGGCCCUUCUAGGGCUCCGUACUAUUGCGAUUGGAUCCCGAUUGAACAGUCGCGUCGGCCUCUCCAGCUUUCUACACUUCGAUCCAUUCCUGACAUCACAUUUAUUAUCCUUAAUCAGCCCGUCAACAGGUCAAAUCGCAAACCCUGUGUCUGUAUUUAAUUAUAAUGCAUACAGUAUAUAGUUUAUGUAUACAGCUAUUUCAAGAAAGGUUGUCCGCGCGAAUGGCAAUUGCCAAACGGCAGUUCUACGACCGAAAGGUGCUAAUGGGUAGUAAUCGAUUAUCAAAAUAAAGGUGAUAAAUAACUUCAAGCGAUAUCAGAACCAUAUAUCAAUAAUAUUAAAUUUAUAAUUGUGUUUUAUAUAUAUUUUUCUGAAUUGGGAAGAAACAUUUUGGGAUCCAUGGGUUCUUUCGGUCGUAUGAAUGCCAUUCGACAAUCGCUGUUUGCACUAACGUUGAAAUAGGUGUAUAUAAAAUAUAUAUGUGAGCCCACUGGUUUCGGCACAGAUAGCCCAGGCAAUGUACCUGAAAACCGAUGAGACAUAACAGUGUUUGCAUCAGCAGAUGAGAGUCUCUCUCUUAAAGUGGGGAAGGGUGCUGUUAUGUUUUUCAAGAAAAAAACCCGUAAUAAAACUCUAGACAUUAAAAAACAAAAGAAGAAGUCAUGUUGUAAGUUUGUAUGUAAUUUAUUGAUAUUCACACUCAUCUGCUAUACAAACACUGGUAUUUCUUGUCGGUUUACAGAUACAUUGCCUGGGCUACCUGUGGUUUCGGCUGUUAUGAGUCGUGUCUCUGCCUUGAUUUAGAAGCGAUAUGUUAUCAUCUAUUUUCUUUUAUUUCUUUGAAGUAAAGUAUUUUCUCUUUCUUUCCCUUGCAUUUGUUACGUUUUGGCAAAGGUAAUAAUAUAAAAUGACGAAAUGAAAGAUAGCUUGGUUCCCGAUAACUCGAAGGCUGUUUAUUGUCACCCGGUAAACCCUCCCAGACGUGAUGCUUUUCUAAAAUGCCAAAGCCUUUUCAAAGUCCUUUCAUCGGCUCUUUAAUCGUGCCAUCGAUACCCCUCUGCCUACUUUCAGCUCGACGUCAAGCGGACGAAAAAGCGUCCUGAAAAACAUCUCGAAAUAAUGGAAAUUCCUCUGCUCUCAUGGGUGUUUAAAUGCCUAUAGCGAGAGCGCUAGAUCGUGGGAGAUAGAGGCCAGAUAAGACCUCUGGGUCAAUACGCUAUUUCUAAAUAGCCAGGUUUUUUGAGUGUUUACUCAGCGAAGAUCUCCGAAGUAGAGUUUUGCUUUUUCUUCACAGAUAAAUAGGGAAACCCGUAAUACAAGCCCAUUCCAUCACGAUGCUGAGGUCACUUCUUUGUUCUGGGGAUUCAUUUUUUAGAGAUCUUAUCAAUAUUUGUUUUGUGUGGAUUCCCUCUCAACACCAAAAAGUUAUUAGUACUGUUGAGAUUAUAGAAUAGCUUUGUUUCGAACCUUGGAAGCAGAAAAUCGUUGACCGAGUUGUCUCAAGACAAGAAAGAAUCUAAACAAAAGUCGCAAAUCUCAUCCGGCAUCUAGCGGUCUAAUCCACGAAAUCGAAGAGAUUUCUCUUUGGGAUGUCCUAGACAUGUGUCGGCAGUGAUAUUCAAUAACCUUGGGGCCACUCAGCGCUCUCGAGGCCUAUAGGGGGCGGACCACAUGCUUUAAUCACCGCAAUCUGACCAAUAGCCACCUUUGAAAUUAACCUAAGUAAAAACAAAGUUAAUUAGGAGAAAGGGUGCCGGAAGCUAGUACGGUAUAGGUGUUUGCGGGUCAAAUGGACGCAGGCUCGCGGGGCGCAAUUUGCUUGGCACGAGGCUCGCAGUCAGCUCGCAGACUUGAUCAGCAGUCGUAGCACUUCAGACUAUAGCGCAAUGAAAGGGCCAAGGCAUCGACUACCGCUUUACAUUGCUGCGGCGUUGGCUUUGUUAGGCAUCGUUUUAUUGAUUGUAGGGAUUGUACUGAUCGUGAGGUCGAAUGAAAAAGCGAGUGAGUGUAGGGGAUCGACUAGUGAGACCGAUGGAGGAAAUCCGACCGCCACGCCGACUCCCUCUCCAGUUAACCGAUGCGCGUCUUCGGCCGAGGCUAAACGAUCCGGCCUGGAUAAAUUCCUGAACAAAGUCAUAGACGCCUACUUUGAUACGCAUCCGAAUCAAAUUAUCUACAAGCUUGGUGUGACACAAGCGGACAUCAAGAGGAUCUACAGGCCGUAUGACCCGUCUCCUGCUAACAUAAAGAAAGUUACCGACCGCGCCAUGGAACUUUACUAUGAGAUUUCUAACGCGACUAUUUCCGAGGCGAGUCUGAAGCCGAGGGAGAAAAAGGCGUUGUAUCAAGUAAAGCAUUAUCUGAAACACAUCUUUGCCACCCCGUACGAUGGGAACUAUUACGCGGGCGACUUUCUAAUGGGACCUAAUCUCUUCUGUUGGCAGCCGAUGUGUAGCAUAAAUAGUGAGAUACGAACAACGUUCCUUAACUUCAAGCCGUCCACCAUUGCAGAUUUUGAGUUGUUGAGAGAGAAGCUAUCGCUACUGAAUGGAACAUUUCAUCAAUACAUCGCAAACAUGAGAUACGGCGUCCAAGCGGGCAUGGUGAGAAGUGUGGAAGAGUGUAAAGCUGGACUGGACUCCUGGAAGCGGGAGUUCCUAGAGAUUUCGCGCCGUGGGCCACGAGGAGUUUUCUUUGAAACUGGUCUUAAGGGACUUCUCAGCGACUCCUUUCUAUCCAAUUUGAUGAAUAACUCUCAAGAGACCGCCAAAUGGGAGGCAACUCAUAACAAAACAGUGAACGAGUCAAUGAGGCAAUUUCUGUUUGAGAGUAUUGGAGAGUCUGUCCAUGCUGUUAACAGGUAUCUAGAGACAGAGCAUGCCUUGCACUGCGUCCCCAGUACAGUGUCCAGCGGUCUCGCCACCCUUCCCCUUGAAUACAUCUAUGUGAACGGGACCUCCACGGGGAACAAGACGACGCAGGUCUUACCGACCGGCGAAAAGCUUGACGGAAAGAAAACCUAUGAACACAUUAUGCCUUAUUUCACUACUACCACAAAUACCCCGGAUGAGGUCCACAAACUUGGCUACACCAUGCUCGAAAAGCUAUAUCCAGAGGUCUUAGAAAUAGCGCGUGAUGUCACCGGCGAGUCAAAUAAUAACGCCACCGCAGUAGAAGCCUUCAUCAAGCGGCUGAACGAGUCCGAUAUGUUCUUCGACACCGUGCCAAUCCCCGCCAAUGAGAGUGACGCAAAUGCUAAAGAUGUGUGCUCGUACUCCCUCGAGAACGCCAAGACUUUCUGCCCUAACCGCUGGGCCGCCAUGCAGAGGUGGUUUGACGAGGCCAGACGGGUGAUGAGCAAGCUUGACCCUAAAACAGUGGGCAUGUUCCACUUUAACGGGUACAAACACACCACGCCCAACUGCCCGGUGGAGAUGCGACCCAACUUGAACCCGUCAAGCGGAGCGCAAAGCUACUCGAGGAGCAACUCGUACUGCUCCCGGCCCGCCUAUUACAACAUCCCCUUCUUCAUAGAAAGGCCUGGGCCCAAGUUUGAGGAGUGGAGUGUGAACGCGCAUGAAGCGAGGCCUGGGCACCACACACAGGUACAAGGUCUAGUUGAGCACUUCCGGGAUAACUGUGGCGACUCGGUCACGUGGCUUGACACGGCCACUAGUUACACGGCGUUCUCAGAGGGGUGGGGUUUGUACGCGGAGAACCCGCUGGUAGCACGUGACACGGAUACAUAUGAUGGCGAGCCUUUCCAAAAAUAUGGCAUGCUCAAAUGGCAGAUCUGGCGAGCCCUUCGCCUUAUCGUCGACACUGGUCUCCACUACCAAGGGUUUAAUCGCAGCUUAGCGCUGGACUACUUCGCCAAGUACGCGUGGGACACAAGUGACGGCGCCGAGAAAGAGGUGACGCGAUACCAGAGCGACCCUGGGCAAGCCACGGCGUACAUGAUUGGCCAGCUACACAUCAUCAAGCUACGCAAAUACGCAGAGGACAAGCUCGGCAAAACGUUCAACUUGAAGGACUUCCACUUUUAUCUCCUGUCACAAGGAUCUGCGCCACUGAGCUACCUUGAGAGUAGCAUCCAUGAGUACGUACGAUGCGUCCUUAGUAGCGGCAAGGGGGAGGGGUGUUCUGAUGUGUUGAGCCCUAUACCAUCCCCUGAAGCAAGGGCAGGGGCGACUGAUAGACGACGAGUUGAGGAUGGUGAAGACUUCCCUCCAGAAUUCCCCUUGCCUGAUGAGUACUUCUAGUGGUGAACCACACGGCAGAACUCAUAUCCCUUGUGUGAUAAUCUAACUUGAUUAUGCCAUUCCAGCCAUAAGCCAUCGCGCGCACUCGAAAUCGAAACAUACCUCAAUUACCUUCAUGCAGCACGCGCUUCGUUUGGUACAAGCUAAAACGGUGCACGCUGUUUACCUUCAUGCAGCACGCGCUUCGUUUGGUACAAGCUAAAACGGUGCACGCUGUAUUUUGGUUUCUGUUGUAAUACGCGCAAGGUUAUAGCUGGAAUGGCCUAUUCUUUCAGCAAAUCCAUAAACAUGAUUAUUAUCAGAAUUAUUCAUUAUUGUUACUGUUUAUUUGUUUCUUAUACAAUCAAAGAACCCAAUGUUCAUAGAUUUGUUUUUGUUUUUCAGUCUUUAUAAGGACAUUAUUAACAGCCAGUCAUUUAUACAUUUAUAGACGUACAUAAGCAAUUAAAUGUUUGCUUGCUA